AUAUAAAGUGUAUUUAGUCAUCCCUCAUGUGAUAUUUAAAGCAAUAUCCCAAGUAGCUACCAAGAGCAUUAAUUCCCCUUCCUUUAUUUUUAUUUUUACCUUCCAAUUUGAUCAUCCUCUUCAUCCCUAUCUUAUCAUUUUCACAACCUCCUCCCUCCCCCUCAUUUCUCCCAAUCCAAAUCCAACAAUCCCAAACCUAAUGUUCAACAGAGAACACAACACCACCACCAGUCACCAGUUGUUGCUGCUACUCUCUUGCUGAUCAAAAUUUGGUAUUGGGUCUUCUUCUCUAGUCCAAGCCCCCCUUUUAUUGCCGAGUCCAUUGCACUCUCUUUCUCCCCCUCCGCUCACACACACACUUCCACCUACGCACACACACACACACACACUCUCUCUCUUCUCUUCUCUCUCCACAGUUUUCUUGGGUUUUUAUGGCCAAGGGAAGUGGACUCUCCAUUGAUUCAGAUCCAUUUGGGUUCUCUCUCCACAAUCCCAUAGUACUCAACUCCUUUCAACAAGACCAAUAUAACCACCAUCAACCCUGCAGGACCAAGAAGCAGCAGCAGCAGCUUCAUCACUCCUCACUCAACAUGGACAUGGACGCCUCCACAAUUCACCCGAGGUCUCCUCCUCCCCCUCCUCUUCCUCCUCCAACUCUGCAAUUCUCAGUCAACCUCAACUGCACCCAUGAAGAUGUUGAUAAUCAACAUCAUCAUCACCACCAUCAGCACUCUCCUGAACCACCCUCCAAUGAAAAACGUAAAGUCAUCGACGAGAGGGACUUCUUCGCCGAUAACAAGAGCCAUGUUGAUCAAGACAAGUCUGCCUCCGCCGACCCUGCUGAUAAAAUGGACUUACAUGGCCCGACGGAUAUGGAAUUCAACGUAAAUACUGGCUUGAAUCUUCUCCUUACAAACACUAGCAGUGACCAAUCAGUGGUGGAUGAUGGCAUUUCGUCGAACAUAGAAGAUAAAAGAGCUAAAAGUGAGCUGGCUGUUCUUCAAGCUGAGCUUGAGCGAAUGAACGCGGAGAAUCAACGUUUGAGAGGCAUGCUUAAUCAGGUGACUACCAAUUACAACGCUCUUCAGGUGCAUUUGCUGACGUUGAUGCAAAGCCAGAAGGCUGAGCAGAACAGUAGCGCUGCUGAAGGCCAUGGAGUGUUUGAUGGGAACAACAAAAUGGUGGUGGAAGAAAAGAAGCUCAUUAAUGGCAAUGGAUCGCCAGUAGUGGUCCCUAGGCAGUUUAUGGAUCUCGGGUUGGCUGCCAAUAAUGCUGACGCUGAUGAGCCUUCACAGUCUUCAUCUGAAGAAAGAAGCCGCGAACGGUCUGGAUCGCUUGGAGAGAAUGUGAAGGUUGCUGGGCAUAGUGAUGAUCAGGAGAAGAAGGAAUUUGGAAGAGGGAUUGGGAGAGAGGAGAGCCCAGAUCAGCCAUCACAGAGUUGGGCCCCUAACAAAGUUCCAAGGCUCAAUUCUCCCAAAGAGGUUGAUCAAACUGAGGCUACCAUGAGGAAGGCAAGAGUUUCGGUCAGAGCUCGAUCAGAGGCACCUAUGAUCACUGAUGGAUGUCAAUGGCGAAAGUAUGGACAAAAGAUGGCAAAGGGAAACCCGUGUCCUCGAGCUUAUUAUCGAUGCACCAUGGCUGCUGGUUGCCCAGUUCGUAAACAAGUACAAAGAUGUGCAGAAGAUAGGACAAUCCUAAUUACUACAUAUGAAGGCAAUCACAACCACCCAUUGCCUCCAGCAGCCAUGGCAAUGGCAUCAACUACUUCAUCCGCGGCACGAAUGCUACUCUCGGGGUCCAUGCCGAGUGCAGAUGGCCUAAUGGACUCAAACUUCCUCACCAGGACAAUCCUCCCAUGCUCCUCUAGCAUGGCCACCAUCUCAGCCUCAGCACCAUUCCCUACUGUUACAUUGGACUUAACACAAUCACCAAACCCUUUACAGCUCCAAAGGCCACCAGGCCAAUUCAACAUCCCAUUCCCAAACCCAUCUCAGAAUUUCACCAAUGGACCCGUCUCAUUGCUGCCUCAGAUUUUUGGUCAAGCACUCUAUAACCAGUCAAAAUUCUCUGGCCUGCAAAUGUCACAAGACAUGGAGGGUGCCCAACUGGGUCACCAACAGCAACCAGGGCACCAAGGGCAGCAGCAGAACUCAUUGGCUGACACUGUCACUGCAGCCACUGCCGCCAUUGCAGCUGAUCCAAACUUCACUGCAGCCCUGGCAGCAGCCAUCACCUCCAUUAUUGGCAAUGCUCAUCCAAACAACAAUAGUAACAACGGCACCAACCCCGCAACCAACUCAAACAACAACAAUGGCAAUGGCAACGGCAACGCCACCAGCAACAACAAUAAACUUAGCAAUUCAAGUUUUCCAGCCAACUAAAGCAAGCUUCUUCUUCUUCUUUUCUUUUUUAGUUGUCCUUUUUAGGUUUUUCUUUUUCUUUAUAUGGGCUGGGAGAAAACAAAGUGAGAAUAUACAUGUUUUUUUUUCUUCUUCUUUCUUUUUUUGGGUGGAGAGGGAUUAAUUAAACAUAGAUUUUUAUAUUCUUUGUCAUUCGAAUAACAUCGUCAAUAUGUUCAAAUUGUAUGUCAGUACAAAGUCCCAUUAAAUUGAAGAAAACAAAGAAAGGAAGAGGAAAGAAUGCAAAUUGGUUUUC
Molecule: messenger RNA, 2655 nt
Organism: Prunus mume (Japanese apricot)
Lineage: Eukaryota; Viridiplantae; Streptophyta; Magnoliopsida; Rosales; Rosaceae
Product: putative WRKY transcription factor 31
Biological process (GO): regulation of DNA-templated transcription
Molecular function (GO): sequence-specific DNA binding; DNA-binding transcription factor activity
Source: RefSeq, a predicted model, not a curated record